GAACCGAGUGAACACGAAAAAGAGAUACAAACGUUCGCACGGUUCUUCAAAAGAAGAAGAAUAAACCUAGGAUUCACUCAGUGCGACGUGGGCUUGACAAUGGGCAAGCUAUACGGCAACGACUUUAGCCAGACGACCAUAUCGAGAUUCGAGGCCCUCAACCUCAGUUUGAAGAACAUGAGCAAGUUAAAGCCACUGCUACAGAAGUGGCUCGAUGACGUCACGCUGGCUUCCAACAAUCGAAACAAUCAAGUCUGUUUUUUUUUACAUUUUUUCAUUGAUAACCUAUUUUCUCUGAUGAGGAAACGGAAGAAGAGGACGAAUAUCGAUCAGCCAAUCAGGAUGGCCCUGGAAAACUUCUUCAUCAGAAACUCCAAACCUUCCGUCGACGAGAUAUCCACGGUGGCCAACAAUCUUCACAUGGAUAAGGAGGUUGUGCAGGUGUGGUUUUGCAACAGACGGCAGAAAGAGAAGCGUGUGAAC
Helobdella robusta is the source of this 483-nucleotide messenger RNA. RefSeq lists its product as hypothetical. NCBI's taxonomy places the organism in Eukaryota, Metazoa, Annelida, Clitellata, Rhynchobdellida, Glossiphoniidae. The record is from RefSeq and is a predicted model, not a curated record. The annotation marks the transcript as partial. Gene Ontology annotation, biological process: regulation of transcription by RNA polymerase II. The transcript has 4 exons. Gene Ontology annotation, molecular function: RNA polymerase II cis-regulatory region sequence-specific DNA binding; DNA-binding transcription factor activity, RNA polymerase II-specific.